Blepharisma stoltei is the source of this 1494-nucleotide messenger RNA. The record is from the annotation of a GenBank genome assembly. Lineage: Eukaryota; Ciliophora; Heterotrichea; Heterotrichida; Blepharismidae.
AUGUCCAAUUCUGUCAAAAAAUCGAGUGGAAAUAUUUAUAGCCGACUUUACCAAAACACUAAACAAGCGCUUUCAAGAUCCAUGUCUUCUGAGUCUGCAAGCUUUAGAAAAUCAGAUAGUAUGAACUCUAUUCCAAGGCUCAAAACUGACUUCUAUUCUAAAUGGCUUUCUUCAAUUUGUAAAGUUUAUGCAAAAUUCUUUUUAAGUAUAUAUAUGGAAAAAUGGUUAAUAUUUUAAGAAAAAACAUUUUGUUUCUAAUUUUUGCUAACUAUCCAUUCUAAAGGGUUAAAAUUCAAACAAGAAACAAUGAAAAUCAUUGAAAAUGAGCGGCUGAAGCUUGAAGAAGAACGGAAAAAAGAAGAGACAUUCCGUCCAAACAUUGAGAAAAGCUCCAAGCAUUUUCAAAACAGGCCAAAUAACAAAGCUGAAAAUCUGCUCAUAGAAGCAGGAAAGACAUAUAAAGCCCACUUAGAUGAGCUAAGAGAAGAGCAGCAAAACGUAGAAAUGGUUGAGUGCUCAUUUCACCCUACAAUUAGUGGCUCAAGGACUUCCAGGAGUAGAGAGCAAUUUAGAGAUGUUUAUACUGAUCUCUACAAUGAUGCUGAACAAAGAAAGUCAAGAAACACCUCACUAACGGAGCAAAGUGUCAGCCAGUACUCAUUCAAGCCAAAGGUAAAAAACCAUAACAGAGCUUCUACUGAAACCAAAGAAGAAAUCUUUGAAAGGCUUUACAGCUCGAAAUCUAAGUUUUAUGAAGACAUGAAAGAAAGGAAAAAGGAAUUGGAGUCUUUAGAAGCUUCAAUUGACCAAGUCAGUGGUCAAGAGCUUUUUCACCCAGCCAUAAAUAAUACUAAAGGCUCAAUCACCAGAGGAGGAGAAGAGCCAAUAUGGGACCAUCUCUAUUCAUUGAAAGAUAAUCACUCUCUAAAGCAACAAGAAGAAAACGAUAAAACUUUGAAAUUCUGGGAAGCCAGCUCUGCUGCUAAGAAACUAAGUGAUGCUUCUCAAAAGAUCUUCCUGGACUUUCAGCAAAAGCAGCUGGAAAAGCUAUUUAAGUCUUUCGAUUCUGAUGAGGAUGGAAAAAUAUCGUCUGGAUCUAUAAAAAUAGAACACUUAGAUGUGAAGAGUCUUGUGAUUCUUUCUCCUUACUUAAAUUAUCUUGAAGAAAGUAAGGAACAACAUGAUUUAGAACAAUUCUUAGGCUAUAUGGAUGAACUAAUGAAGUCAAUGAAUGUGGGCGACAAGUCUCAUCUUUUGAAAAGAGAAGAAAAGCCUGUUGUAGAAGAAAAAAUUGUCCUUGUAAGUCCGAAGUCAACGAAACUGGCAGAAAAAAGAAGAGGAUCAUUGCCGGAUAAUAUUUAUGAUAGACUUGUUUGGACUUCACAGUUGAAUGAGUUGAAGGCGAAUGAACUGAGAUUGAUGAGAGAGCGGGCAGAGCUAUCUGGCUGCACGUUUAAGCCUGCAACAAAAGCAGGGAAAAAAAAGAAAAAGUAG